Molecule: messenger RNA, 1602 nt
Organism: Porites evermanni
Lineage: Eukaryota; Metazoa; Cnidaria; Anthozoa; Scleractinia; Poritidae
Source: the annotation of a GenBank genome assembly
AUGCAAAUCUUCGUAAAGACCCUAACUGGAAAGACCAUCACUCUUGAGGUUGAACCAAGCGACAGUAUUGAAAAUGUGAAGACGAAGAUUCAAGACAAAGAAGGCAUCCCGCCCGAUCAACAGCGACUCAUCUUCGCCGGCAAACAGCUUGAAGAUGGCCGUACUUUGAGCGACUACAACAUCCAGAAAGAGUCGACACUUCACCUUGUCCUUCGCCUGAGAGGUGGAAUGCAGAUUUUUGUCAAAACCCUGACGGGAAAGACCAUCACUCUCGAGGUCGAACCAAGCGACUCAAUUGAAAAUGUGAAGACGAAGAUCCAAGACAAAGAAGGCAUCCCUCCUGACCAACAGCGUCUUAUCUUCGCCGGAAAGCAGUUGGAAGAUGGCCGUACCCUGAGCGACUACAACAUCCAAAAAGAGUCGACUCUUCAUCUUGUGUUGCGUUUGAGAGGUGGAAUGCAGAUUUUCGUGAAAACACUAACCGGAAAGACCAUCACACUAGAGGUAGAGCCGAGUGACUCUAUUGAAAAUGUCAAGACAAAGAUCCAAGACAAAGAAGGCAUUCCCCCCGAUCAGCAGCGUCUCAUUUUCGCCGGCAAACAGCUUGAAGACGGCCGUACCCUCAGCGACUACAAUAUCCAAAAAGAAUCCACCCUUCACUUGGUGUUGCGUUUGCGUGGCGGAAUGCAGAUCUUCGUCAAGACUCUGACAGGAAAAACCAUCACCCUAGAAGUUGAACCGAGCGACUCCAUCGAGAAUGUAAAGACCAAGAUCCAAGAUAAGGAAGGAAUCCCUCCCGAUCAGCAGAGGUUGAUCUUUGCAGGCAAGCAGCUGGAAGAUGGCCGUACCUUGAGCGACUACAACAUCCAGAAAGAGUCCACACUUCACUUAGUGUUGCGACUCAGAGGUGGCAUGCAGAUUUUUGUAAAGACCCUGACAGGCAAGACCAUCACCCUUGAAGUUGAACCUAGUGACUCCAUCGAGAACGUCAAGACCAAGAUCCAAGACAAGGAAGGCAUCCCUCCUGACCAACAGAGGUUGAUCUUCGCAGGCAAGCAGCUGGAAGAUGGCCGUACCCUCAGUGACUAUAAUAUCCAGAAAGAGUCAACCCUUCAUCUGGUGUUGCGUCUACGUGGUGGUAUGCAGAUCUUUGUGAAGACCCUAACUGGCAAGACCAUUACCCUUGAAGUCGAACCCAGUGACUCCAUUGAGAAUGUAAAAACCAAGAUCCAAGACAAAGAAGGCAUCCCUCCUGACCAACAGAGAUUGAUCUUCGCUGGAAAGCAACUUGAAGAUGGUCGCACACUGAGUGACUACAACAUCCAGAAGGAGUCCACCCUUCAUCUUGUUCUGCGUCUGCGUGGUGGUAUGCAGAUUUUUGUCAAGACCCUGACUGGAAAGACCAUCACCCUCGAGGUAGAGCCCAGUGACUCCAUCGAAAAUGUCAAGACCAAAAUCCAGGAUAAGGAGGGAAUCCCACCUGAUCAGCAGCGUCUUAUCUUUGCUGGCAAGCAGCUGGAAGACGGCCGUACCCUGAGCGACUACAACAUUCAGAAAGAGUCCACACUUCACCUGGUGCUGCGUCUGCGAGGUGGACAGUAA